This is a messenger RNA of Tarenaya hassleriana, 1539 nucleotides long. Its product is annotated as GDSL esterase/lipase At1g71691. The transcript has 6 exons. Lineage: Eukaryota; Viridiplantae; Streptophyta; Magnoliopsida; Brassicales; Cleomaceae. The record is from RefSeq and is a predicted model, not a curated record. Gene Ontology annotation, molecular function: hydrolase activity, acting on ester bonds.
UUUGACUCUGCUCACGCCGGACGCAUGCAUGGGGAAGAAGCAAAGUGUGUAAAAAUAUAAAUAACAAUAUGGCCAAUGGAGUGACAAUGAUUAGUUACUGCGUGGUAGAAGACGGAUACCCACAUUUACUCCUCAAACCCCUCCUCCUCUUUAUAUGCAUAAGAAAUGGGACUUGCAUGCAAAAUUAAACCCCCCAAAACAGGAAUGGAAUUCAAUCUAAUCGUAAUAACAGCAGUCAUGAUGGUCCUAAGGGGUGCAGCAGGGAGUGAAGCACCCUCGCAGCAGCAAGGAGAGGUGCCAGCCAUGUUUGUGUUCGGCGACUCUCUUAUAGACAACGGGAAUAACAAUAACCUCCCUUCCUUCGCUAAGGCUAAUUAUUUCCCUUAUGGCAUCGACUUCAGCGGCGGCCCCACCGGCCGAUUCUCCAACGGCUACACCAUGGUCGACGAGCUCGCCGAGCUUCUGGGGCUGCCUCUGAUUCCGGCCUUCUCUGAAGCCACUGGAGAUCAAGUCCUCCGAGGCGUCAACUAUGCCUCUGCCGCCGCUGGUAUUCUUGAUGUCACCGGAAGAAACUUCGUGGGGCGCAUACCGUUCGACCAGCAGAUAAAGAAUUUCCAGAGCACGCUGGACCAGGUAACUAGCCGAGGGGGAAGUGCGGUGGAAGUGGCAGAGUCGGUGGCCAGAAGCUUGUUCUUUGUGGGAAUGGGAAGCAACGACUAUCUCAACAACUACCUGAUGUUUGUAGUGGGGUAAAUCCGCAUCAUUCAUCGUCCACAUAAUCCAACCACUGCACACACACGUUUCCAACCUUUUUCCCACCGUCUUGUUCAGCAGUACACCACUCAGCUCACUAAUCUGUAUAACCUGGGGGCUCGAAAAUUCGUGCUGGCUGGGCUUGGCAGAAUGGGAUGCAUCCCCAGCAUUUUGGCUCAGGGAACGGACGGGCGUUGCUCUGAGGCAGUGAACCAGCUGGUUCUGCCUUUCAACACUAACGUCAAGGCCAUGAUCUCCAAUCUCAGCACCAAUCUCCCCGGCUCAAAGUUCACAUACGUGGACAUAGCUCACAUGUUCGAGGACAUAGUCACUAACCCAGCGACCUAUGGGUUCACGGUGGUUGACAGAGGGUGCUGUGGGAUAGGACGGAACAGAGGGCAGAUAACGUGUUUGCCAUUACAGACGCCUUGCGAGAAUCGCGACCAAUACGUGUUUUGGGAUGCCUUUCAUCCAACGGAGAAGGUUAACGUCAUCAUGGCACGUAAGGCCUUCUCGGGCGACCAGACUGUGGCUUUUCCUCUCAACAUCCAGCAGCUUGCCUCACUUUCUCUGUAACUGCAGUCUUCUUCGUGUUUGGUCUUUUAAUGCGAAGCUUUUGAGUAAUACUAAGAUGCUGCUAUACCACUUUAGUCUGUUAAUUGAUGAAUCUAUAUUGAUCAUUGCGUUAGGCAAAAGAAGAAGAAUGCAUCCAUCAGAAUGAAUGUAGUUCCCGACUCCCAGCCGUGUGAACCAUUGUCAAUCAACCUUCCCAUCUCAAUAAAAAAA